UGUAGCUGUAGACGCCGGUUGGUGGUUGGACGGCCGGUUGGACUGUUUGUGUUGUUUUGUUGUAGUUUGAGGUGUAAAGUUGAUUAAAAUGUCCCAGAUGCAGCUGUUGAGGUUGUUCAUCAGUGAGCGGCUGAGUGCGGCUGCUGAGGAGAUCUUUGCCGCGGUGCAGAGGACAGUAACGGAGACGGAGACCGAGGAGGAACAACACGGAGACCAACGAGGACUGAAACAAGAAGAGCUUUUACACAGAGACGAUACGCCACAGGUCUUUGUCUGUGCACAUGAGGAGAAACACUUCGGGCAGGAGUGGAGUCCUGAGAGCUGCCACAACAACCCUAGUGUGGAUCAGGACGACUGUGGGCUGCUGCUCCCAGAGCCUGCAGCAAUCAAACAGGAGCAGCCAUGGAGCAGUCCAGAGGGACAACAGCUACCGGAUCUGGAGGACUCUGAUAACAGCACUCUGUCAGUGACACCCACCUGCAUGAAGAAUUGCAUUUACUCAGACAUGACUGAGAUACAAACUCAUCAGGAUACAGGAAAUGAAGACAGAAAGCCUGUACCUAACAUCUCAGCUGACCACAGAAAGGUUGAAGGAAACACUCAGUCAAGCAGUGAAUGUUGGACUCUUUUGCCAGAUUGUUCUGUAACUCUUAAUAACAUGGGGCCGGAGUUGGGUUUAGAAACACUGACUAAAAGUUAUGAACCUCACAGCCCAACUCCACCAAAUAACGAGACAAAGAGAAGAAGCAAAUCCUACUGCUGCCGUUACUGUGGCAAAGAAUUCAGCCACAGCGCACAUCUGGCCACACACACUCAAAUCCACACCGGUGAAAAACUGUUCGUCUGUGAGGUGUGUGGUAAAGAGUUUCGACACGGCAACAGUGUGGCUGUGCACAUGAGGAUUCACACGGAGGAGAAGCCGUACUGUUGCAGGAUCUGUGGAAAAGAGUUCCGCCAUAUAGGCAACUUGAACGUACAUACGAGAAUCCACACGGGAGAGAAACCCUACACAUGCACAGUGUGCGGGAAGAAGUUCAGUCGAAAUAAUUUGAUGACAAAACACAUGGCUAUACACACAGGUGAAAUGAGUUUAAGCAUGAAGAGCGUGUUAAGACGAGGUUCAGUUGGCAUGACUUCAUGAGAGUUGAGUGCUGCUCUGGUGGAAUAUCCAGUUUACUGCGGGACAACAGGCAAAUCUGCCCUUACUAUGUAGAAUAUAUAUAAUAUAAAAUGUAAUAGGAAAAACAUAGGAUGGGUUUUAAAGGUACAGUGUGUAGGAUUUAGUGAUAUCUAGUGGUGUGGUUGCAGAUUGCGUACCCAUUCACUCACUCCCUUUCCAUGACUGCAGUAACGUGAGC
This is a messenger RNA of Sebastes umbrosus (honeycomb rockfish), 1358 nucleotides long. RefSeq names its product zinc finger protein 135-like. Bases 89 to 1141 code for a protein of 350 amino acids. Gene Ontology annotation, biological process: regulation of transcription by RNA polymerase II. The record is from RefSeq and is a predicted model, not a curated record. The transcript has 2 exons. Gene Ontology annotation, molecular function: RNA polymerase II cis-regulatory region sequence-specific DNA binding; DNA-binding transcription factor activity. Lineage: Eukaryota; Metazoa; Chordata; Actinopteri; Perciformes; Sebastidae.